This is a messenger RNA of Magallana angulata, 1513 nucleotides long. RefSeq names its product probable dimethyladenosine transferase. Gene Ontology annotation, molecular function: rRNA (adenine-N6,N6-)-dimethyltransferase activity. Gene Ontology annotation, cellular component: mitochondrial matrix. Gene Ontology annotation, biological process: rRNA methylation. NCBI's taxonomy places the organism in Eukaryota, Metazoa, Mollusca, Bivalvia, Ostreida, Ostreidae. The transcript is spliced from 12 exons. Bases 90 to 1010 code for a protein of 306 amino acids. The record is from RefSeq and is a predicted model, not a curated record.
GGGAUCGGUAUUGAAAUUAUUGCGAACCAACCGGAAGCACAUGUGGGUACGACGUAAACAUUCUCAAAAAAUCUUAAAUAUAGUGAAAUAUGCCAAAAGAACGAGUAGCAAAGAAAUCAAGAACACACCAAGAUGUUCAAAAACAAGGAAUUAAUUUUAACAAGGAAUUUGGUCAACAUAUUUUGAAGAAUCCAUUAGUAGUAAAUAGCAUGAUUGAAAAGUCUGCACUUCGACCCACAGAUGUUGUUCUUGAGGUUGGACCAGGUACAGGAAAUAUGACAAUGAAACUAUUAGAGAAAACCAAAAAGGUGAUAGCAUGUGAAAUUGACCCUCGGCUGGCUGCAGAAUUACAGAAAAGAGUGCAGGGAACGCCUUUCCAGACUAAACUCCAUCUGAUUGUUGGGGACGUCUUGCGAACUGACCUGCCUUUUUUUGACAUCUGCGUAGCUAACCUUCCUUAUCAGAUAUCCUCUCCCUUUGUAUUUAAGUUGCUCUUACAUAGACCAUUCUUUAGAUGUGCAGUGCUGAUGUUCCAGAGGGAGUUUGCUCAGAGAUUGGUAGCCAAGCCUGGAGACAAACUGUACUGCAGACUCUCCGUCAACACCCAGCUGUUAGCCAGAGUCGACCAUUUGAUGAAGGUUAGCAAGAACAACUUCAGACCCCCACCAAAAGUGGAAUCCAGUGUUGUGAGAAUAGAGCCAAGGAACCCCCCUCCUCCCAUCAACUUUCAGGAAUGGGAUGGACUUGUCAGAAUUUGCUUCUCCAGAAAAAACAAAACUAUAGGAGCUUCUUUUAAAUAUACAAAGGUGUUAGAAUUGCUGGAGAAAAAUUACCGAACUCAUUGUUCUCUCAAGUCUGUGCCAGUGGCACCAGACUUUGAUGUGAAAGCAAAGGUUACAGAGAUUUUGGAGAAAGGAGACUUUGAGAAGAAAAGAGCUAGGACCAUGGAUAUUGAUGACUUUCUGGGAUUGUUGAACUGUUUUAACGGAGAAGGAUUUCAUUUUUCUUGAGGCUGUCCUAGAAGGAAGAUAUUUGCCAGGUCUUUCAUAUUUCACCAGUCAAUAAGUUGUCAAAAUUCAUUGUGAGUGUGAGGAACUAAUUGAAUGCAAUGCAACUUUCUCAGUUCUGAGUCCAAUAGUGGCUUGAAUGGACACAGCAUCAUCAGACUGAAACCAAAUGUUAAAACUUGAAACAAUCAUAGCAUCUGGUGUUGAAAUGGUUAUUCUCUUAUAUUAUCUGACAGUAUUUGAACACUGACAAAUUUGCUCCUUUAUUUCACUCUGACAGUUUUGAGUUUGAAUCAAACUUCUAAGGUCUUCCGACUCUUCGUAAAGCAAUUAUUUGCUCUUUAAAUUUUUCUCAUAAGAAAACCCCCCAAAAAUAACCAUAAGCAAACUGAAGAUCCUGACUACUCUUUAGUUGUAUAUGCAUGUACAAAAUGUACUUGCUGCUUUGUGUUGUUAAUCUUUGUGUUAUUAUCAGAAUUAUUGAUGAAUAAAAACAUGUAAAACAU